AUGGCGAACAAACAGGGCAAAAUGCACAUGAACCUCGUCUUAGCAGACACAGAAGAAUUCCGCAGAGUCAAGCGCAAACCCGCGAAAGGAGCACAAGCUCCUGGUGCAGCGGCGCCUGCCCUUGUCGAAUCUGAAGAGAAGCGAACGCUUGGUCUAACGAUCGUUCGCGGUACACACAUCGUCUCAUGCUCAGUCGAUGGUCCUCCACCAGCAGACCCAUCAGCCCGAUUGGGAACCAAUGCGCCUGGCGGGACAGGAGCACCAGCAGCAAUGGCAGCAGGACCGGGCAUCAGCAGACCUGCUGGCCGAGGGUUAGGAGCAGGUCUUGCAGGCCCAGCAGCAGGCCUGGGUGGUCCACCCAGUCUUCCUGGCUUCGGCGGCGGACCACCACCAGGAUUUCCUGGCCGAGGCGGGCCUGGCGCACCUCCUGGCUUUCCUCCACAAGGUGGUUUCCCUGGUGGACCUCGUAAGUUAUUCUGCACCUAG
This is a messenger RNA of Bacidia gigantensis, 486 nucleotides long. RefSeq lists its product as uncharacterized. Gene Ontology annotation, cellular component: cytoplasm; U4 snRNP; U4/U6 x U5 tri-snRNP complex. NCBI's taxonomy places the organism in Eukaryota, Fungi, Ascomycota, Lecanoromycetes, Lecanorales, Ramalinaceae. The coding region runs from base 1 to 486 and encodes 161 amino acids. The record is from RefSeq and is a predicted model, not a curated record. The transcript has 3 exons. Gene Ontology annotation, biological process: mRNA splicing, via spliceosome.